Messenger RNA from Schistocerca serialis cubense, 18382 nucleotides. RefSeq names its product dynein axonemal heavy chain 6-like. The transcript is spliced from 126 exons. Gene Ontology annotation, biological process: microtubule-based movement. Gene Ontology annotation, molecular function: dynein intermediate chain binding; ATP binding; dynein light intermediate chain binding. Lineage: Eukaryota; Metazoa; Arthropoda; Insecta; Orthoptera; Acrididae. Gene Ontology annotation, cellular component: dynein complex. The record is from RefSeq and is a predicted model, not a curated record. The coding region runs from base 1 to 18369 and encodes 6122 amino acids.
AUGUCCAUGAGAAAUUUAACUGAAAAUGUGAAAUCUGUUUAUAAGCCACCUGUACAUACAGCACAAAGAAAAGAGAAGAAGGAGGUUACUGAUAUUAUGAAACCAACAAGCAUGCUAGAAGUAGCUGAUCAGAGGUCCUUAAUUGAAUUGGUACGACGUAAUAAGAAGAUUGGUUUUCUGUACAUGACAUAUGCUGUACCAAGGUCAUCCAAAUUUUUCACCCCUUACUGCUUGAGAGUGGUUCCAUACAAAAAUAUUGAUAAGCAGAAUUUUCUGACAAUAAGUUCAGAAGGAGUGACUCAAUUUUAUCCUGGUGAUAUGGUAUUUACUAGUCUUCAGCAGUGGGAAUAUGAGUAUGACAGAUAUUGUAACUUGAUAUUAAUAAAAACAUUCUCUAUGUUUCGCAUGUGGAAAGGCUUUUAUGUCUGGAGAAAGAAUGUAAAAUGGAAGAAAAUUCAUGAUGCAAGAAAGUCCCUUAAUGAACUGCUUUUCUUGCUGAAUCCAGCCUUACGUAAAGCAUUACUAGACGUUCAGCUUGCUUGUAAUAAGAUGGUUGAAGUAUAUUUCACUGACUUUAGUAAUAAGGAAAAGAAUAUCUUAUUUGAAUUCAUGAAUGCUCAGGUAAGAUCAUUUCCAUGGCUGUCAUUGGCUCAGUUCAUCAUAAGUUUCACUGCCACUGUUGGAACAAGUAUUGGAAAAUUUACUUCAUUAAUGCAACCGAAUUUUGCAAACCAGUGGGAGCUAUAUGAUGUGGUGAUUCUCUGCCCACAAAGAAGUUUUAAUUUUGGAACUACAGGGGCUACACACUCCUGCAGCCAUUUGGUGAUUAUAUGGUAUGGUACACUCCAUUGCCCAUCUGUGAAAAGAGUUUGGUUUGUAACUGUGGAGAUUAGGUAUGAAGAUGUGGCCCAUUUGUUUGAAUUCAUUAGUUGUAUGAAAAACCUGGUUAUAGUUCGUGAACAGUUACUUGAAUAUAGAGACAUAGUUAAAGAACUUAUUAAUUGUGCUUGUCAUAAAGCACUCCUGUCUGUUGGAUUCACCACAGAUGAUCACAAUUUCCUGAUUCAGCCAACUUCAUCAGCAACAAGUGGAGCAAAACGCAGUGCUAAUUCACAGUUCCAGAUGUCUUACAUGAAGCAGAUCAAUAAGCGACGGUUCUGCACAAGGCUUACAAGUUUCAUACAUUUAAUCGAUUUAAUGAUGGUGGGAAUGUUACAUGUUCUUGUGGUGAGAUCAUUGCUUGACCUCGAUAAAACAUUACAAAUGCACCUACACUUUUUGCCUAAUGAUGAGGCUCUGAAUUCUUUGGCUACAGAUGUUAACAUUGCUCCUCAGAGACCCUCCAGCAUCCCUCAGCAUAUACUACCAAGAAAAUGUACUUCACUAUUAUUAUCCUUCGUUGGUGACAAUUUUGAUAUUGGUACUUUGUUUUGUGAACUAAUGUAUAUGACUUAUAUAGACCAGCAUUUAGGAGAAGAGGCAGAUAAAUGUGUGAUUCCUGCUCGCACCUGCCCAAUAUUUUCGAUUGAAACUUCCAAACCGACUUUGGCUGCUAUUUUUUCAAAUACAUCAAUCCAAAAUUUAGUCUCUACCACAUUAUUUGCCAGUAGCUCGAGAUCAUCUGCAAGUGCUAGGCAGUUAACUUUUUCACGUGUCAAUGAUUUGUUGACAUUCCUUAUUCUAUUCUCCUAUUACUUUCUCCAAUCUGGUGGCAAACCAGCCCCCUUGUCAGCCACCUGGGACACAGCCCAUGGGAUUGUCACUGCAACAUGGCACACCUUGCUGAGGCAGGCAGUUCAACGCCGUGUGAACUUCAUGAGGUGGAAUGUGGUACUUCUUUUUGAUGAUGCCACAGUCACUUGUGGCAGGAACUCAAGAUACAAACUGUACAUUCCUCCUAGAGUCUACAUUGUCAGUAUAGCAAUGCAUACAAAAGUGUCAAUGUAUCAAAUGUGCAUCAGAGUGCACAACAGAUGGACUGAUGUGAUGAAUCUUGCCAAUGUUCACAUUUAUGGACAGUACAGCACAGUUUUUCUAGAAGAACAAGGAAAAACUGCGAGAAGGAAGGAACAUAAGAGAAAGAAACAGACAGGCAAUAGAGAGCAGCUAGAUAAAGAAGGCAGUAAUGAAGGAUGGACAACACAAGGUUUGGAUGGAAGGCAACCACUAGGUGAUAUAAUAAUUUGUAAAGAAAACGUAAUCAUAUUUGAUUAUAUAGAGAUAUUAAUGACAUUAGCAGAACUAAUGAUUUUAAAAUUGAUAUGGUUGUUUUACUUUGAAAGGAAAAUGAGGAUAAUAAAAAAGAAUAAUUCCACAAAAAAUAGCAAACCAAGAAUAGAUGGAUGUAGAAUAUACACUUACUCAUUUAUAUGGGCAGCAUAUGUGAGUGUACAGAAUUUGGGAGAAAGGAAUUCUGCAAUUUUAUCAUUACCAUUAGAGUUGCAAAAUUUUCUGUACCCUUGGCAUGUACUUCUUGAGUGGCAUGUUGUGGACAGAGUUCUUCAGCACAUCUUCUGCUCCAUAAUGCUAUCACCCCUGCACAGCAUGACAAGGAGUGUGGAGGCAGUCAUUGCUCGAGACAGACAUUUGACCAAACUAAGUCAACACUGCAACCCACCAUGUGGAACACUCCCAGUAGUUUGCUCCUUGCUGGACACAGGCAGUAUGUCAAAAAACGUAAAUAAAAUUAGGCCAGAGAAGGAGCUAUGCUUGCUGCUAUAUUGUACAGAGUCAUCACAGAGAACCAUAAAGUUAGAGCAAGCCUUCCCUAGGAAUGGUAACAGACAUGACAAAAAUCAUGGGACAGACAUUAUUCAAAACAGUGAGCUCCACAGUUUGCUUGUAAAAAUACAGACUUGUGAAGACCUUUUCUGCCAAGAUGGAACAGCAUCAAUUUUGCUUAACAUUUCACUGCGGCUUCUGAUCUUUAUUCAUUCUUUGGAGUCCAAAAACCUAAAACAUUUCAGUGGUGCAAUUGAUAAGCAUGUCUUUUCCAUCACGUUUGCAAGCUUUAAUGUAAUGUUUUCGGAUAUUCCUUAUAAACCACAAUGGAUAGCUCAUGGAAGAAAAAUCUUUUAUUUCUGUGAGCUUCACGUACACCUGUUCCCCUCUAUGGACAUCAUGACCAUUGCAGCAAAUCUUCGGAUGCUCAAGAAUAAUCUUCAAGAAGAAGAACACUGCAUCAUCAUCAGCAUUAUUGUACUAAGAGAGAGAAGAGUUCAUAUUGCAGAAGAUUGCAAGCAGUUCCUAUUGUCAUGUCCUGCAUGGUGUUUGUGUAAAAGAAAACAACUUUACCACUCGACAGCUGCUGAUUAUGAUUGGCAGAAAAUGGUACUAGUUCACUUUCAAGUUGAAUCAACAAUAGGGAAAGAUACACUUACUACAUUGAUCCAUAACAAGCUGACGGCCAACUCCAUUCAGAUCACAGAUGAUGUAAGCAUGUCAAAAACGAUAACACGAACCAAUGGCAUAUUGCACGGGGACCCAUUAAGCCCUUCAAUUUGCAAUAUUGCCACAUACGCUGUUGGACACAUAAUAAGAAAUGGAGGACGUCAAAAUCUACGUAAAUGCGGACGACAUGGUCAUUGGAUCAAACUCCAGACUCAAACUGAAAAGAGCAACCAUUCAACUCGAGAAGUGGGCACAGAGGAAUUGUGUAUGAGGCACCCAUCCACCGACAACUCGAAUAAACCCCUCAUGAAAGAGAGAAGAAGAAAAGGGAAUAGCAGUGCAUGGAUACCACCACGAAAUAUGCAAGAACAAGAGUUUCCACGACCCUGGCAGCAAAUGUGUGUGCGUGAAUUGUGCGACCAACUCCGUGACAGCUAUACCAAUAACAUAGUGUUGAAGAAAGAACUUGAGAUUCUCAAGUCUCCACCUCCAAACACUAUUGCAUUCACCUGUCCUUCAUCAAUUACUUGUGCUACUCCAGUCAUUAUCACAUACAUCAUCACAAUGAAUAGCGAUGGUCAAGAUGGCCAUCUGUAUAAUGUAGCAAUAACAAACAGUGCACUUUUCAUUGCAAUAGAAAGUAUUUUACCUGUACAACUUGUAAUUAUAAUCAUUUACAUGCCAUACAGCUUUUAUUAUAACAACGGGCUUUAUCUUCAUUUGAUGAUGCCUCACAUUAUUCUCUAUAUUUUACUUACCACUAUUUCUCACAAGCUACCUCUCUUUAUUAUUAACCUUCUCAUUGAUGAGCACACAUUACUACUUGAUCCUCCUGAGCGUGCCUAUAUUGAGUCUCUAAGUCAGUUGAUGGACUUCUGGGAAGAAACAGUAAUAAAUAUAAACACGUUUCUUCCAGAUCCAUAUUUCAAACCGUUCACUGAGCAAGGAGUGAGUGGCUGUUCUCUUGCACAUAUGGGAUUUACUAAUGACCUUCUGACAUCACAUACAAACAUUCUUCAGGAAAUCCUCUCAUUAUUAUUUGUGUAUAUGAUGAAGGCGUUAAUGCAAGCAACGUCAAUCAUUCAGAAAAACAGGUUAGGUGAUCAAGUUCUGUAUGCUGUGGUCUGUCUUGAAUAUCAUCGAAUACCAAACAAUGCAACAAGAAACGAAAGCACUGUAAACUCAUUGUUGCAUGAAAUAUUGCAAUUCCAAAACCAUUUGUGUCCCAUAAGUCUUCCAGAUUUUGGUAUCCUGCGCCUUCUUAUGUUGCGACUAGGACAACUUUCCAUAUGCUUGCUUUCAUUAUCUGCUGCACGUACUUGUGGUUCCAGUUCCAGGUUGUCUUCAUCCUCUGUUCUUGUGUCACUGCCCAUGAUAUGUGGAAAAGCAGAAGGAAGACUCUGUGGUACAGGACCUGAAAUUGAUGUCAUCCUGAAAGAAGACAAACAUCGUCUUGAUAUUCGCACAAAUAUUAUAUUAAGCAUUCAUAACAAUUUUGAAGCAAUUAAUAAAUAUAUUCAGAGAUUUCAGUUUAUUAGAGAAUUUCACACUGUUAACACAGCAACUGACAUGGAAUCUAUAACUAAUGAAACAGAAUACUUAGCUACAACUUUGAUUAGGGAAAAUCUAACUCCACAAAGUCACAUAGAAAUUUUCACAGCCAAAGACUAUGGUGCUUUAAGAUAUCUACCCUCAUUCUAUUGCCUGUUAUACACUGGAAAAAGCACUGCGGUUUGUGUCCUUGCUUUCUUCUCCAAUAAAGCUUGUAGGUUGCUUCUCAUAAAGCCUCCAUGUCUCUCAGAAACAGUAUUUAAAAUAAACAUGAAAUAUCAUGAGUAUGUGCAGUCAUUUAGUAUCAGUAUUGAAAUGAUAGUUAAUGUUGUUACAUCAGUCACCAUCCGCAUGAAAAUAAAUCAAAGAUUGCAAAAAAUCACUUCAUAUACUCUCUGUUGGUAUGGCUUUGCUGGAUUCCUGAAUGCCUUCCAGAACUUUGUGGAUAAUUGGCUUGAUAUCUCAUGUCAAAAUCUCUGGGGAAAAUUUGUGCUUGUUCUUUCUGACUGUUACCACAUAGUUUCACAUUUGUAUCUAAAACUGUUUUGUCUAACAUGUCAGCAGGCCUUUUCCCCUAAUUUCAACUUUUUGCUGUUAGCACAGACAUUCCAUCUUUCAAAAUGCUGUGUUAAAGUGGUUUUUGUUGUAAUUUGGACACAUAACACAACCAAGAAUGCUCUAUCAGAAGUUCACAGUAUUGUUCUUUCACGGUGCACUCUUGCAUAUGACAAAACACUGCUAAUGCACACUGCUUUCAAGUGUCCAGCGCCUGGUAGUGGCGGUGCCCUGCGGUUGGCAUCUGAGGCAGAGGAGAUGGCUCUGGUAGCAGUACUGGUAGCAGUAUUGGAGAAGGUGCACCAGCUUCAUCCACCAAUGAUGGAGAAUCCCUUACAUGUCUUCUCAGUGACACAGCUACCUCAAGUGAUCCGAGAAUAUCUGCUAUGUGAUCUUGGUGUAAACAUUAUUGACAGAUGUAAUUACAAUAUGGCUUAUGAAAACAUUAUUGACAGAAUAAUGUGCACAUGUCUAGCUUGUAGGCGAAAACAAUCAGAACAACUUAGCAGUCAGCAAAAACCAGAUGCCAAACUUCAGCUAAAGAAGGAUCUGAUCGCUAUAAUGCUUGAAUGUUCACUUCACUCUCAGGAGCUAAUCAUGUCAUGUAUUAGUGAUUCUGUGCAUGAUAGUUCACAAGAACAUGUCAGUUGGCAUUUUCUACCAGGGCCUUUGAGCAAAAAGUGGAUACACAAUAAUUUUAAUAAUCUUAACACUGAGCAUCCACAAAGUCUCUCUGCAGCAGUUACCCUCAUGUGUCUUAUUGUGUGGGGGAUGAUUGGUUGGCAGCGUGUGUUUGGAGGACCAGCAGUGCUGAGUGUAGUGAGAAUGCUUACUAUUGCAACAAGGACAUUUUCAGUGGAAGAGUUCUUCUGUGCUGGAGGAAACUUCAUGGAGCAUUCAUUUAUGGAGAAAUUUAGAAAACUUCUUACAUCCUAUCAUCAACAAAUUGAUGAUAUCAAUAAACUCCAGGAUUCUCAAGAUAUUGGGAUUUUCCAGUUAGUCUUCGAGAGAUUAAAGGGAACUGUAUUGCCAGUUACGACAGCUUUAUUAGGUGCAGUUGAGCUUACGUUACCACGCUCAGAAAGACAUUUUUCUCCAUCAUUUUGCCCACUUGUAGUUGUACACACCUUUAUUGACUUCUUGAAUAGGGAGAACAAAAUAAUAGAACUACUAUACUUAGAUGAGUUACACAUUGAUCUUCAAUGGAAAUGCUGCAAUUAUUCACAAAACAUUAGUUUGUGUGACAUAUGUAAGGAACUAGGUGGGAGUUAUUUAUUCUUGGCUUUGUAUGAACACAGUUUCACAUGGUUCAGUAUCAUUGUGGCUCUCUGGCAGAAUGUACAAUACAACAUUGUUAUUUCAUUAUCUCCAAUUGCAUGGAAGUACACAAAUCUGUCAAUAGAUGGUGGUGAAAGACACACUCUAGAACAUGAUCAGUUUUUUCUGCUGCAAGAUCUUUAUCCCAGCUACAAGAAGAAAGUGGUUGUGGUCAUUUGGUCAUUUCCUUGCAAGCUUGGAGCUGAAAAAGUCAAAGGACAGACUAUACGUACUGAUCUUGGCAUAUUCACUCAAUUUUACAUUGAAACUUUAAAUCCCAAAAUAACUCAUCAUAAUAGUAAAUUAUAUCAUUUCAGUGAUUUAAGUGUGAAGGAUAAUUGUUUCAAAGGAAAGGAGAAUUCAAAUAAAAGAAGGGAAACUCUUGUGGUUCUUUAUCUAAAUAUUGGCGCUUCACUCAAAAUAGAUGUUUUUAAGUCUGUCUGCCGCAAACUACUGUGGUGGAAGCUUCUUCUUUCACACCAGGAAGAAUUGAUAGCUACUUGUGUAAAUGACAAAUUCAGGAGUACUUCAUGGGUCCAAGAACAAUUAACCAGUAUAUCUGAUGUGUCAAGGCUUGAUCCCCUUUUUCAUAAAAUGAAAGAAAGGGCAAGAACUGUUUUAACAUGGGUUAUUGAAACCAAAGAGACUGUAAUGAUUUGUUUUAUUGUGAAGAAGAAAAUUAUCGAAGUUGAUAUGAAAGUACGUAUUCUGAGAGUAAGAAAUCAUUUGAAAAGUAGAGAAGUAGUUCAGUAUCAAUUCCAUAAUCAGCACAAAAUCUUCAGAGAACAAGCAUUUCCUAAACUUAAAUUGUCAGUGAAAAUAAUCAAUUUUGGAAUUGAUGAUCCAAUCAUGUCUUCUGGGUUCUUCAUUUAUUUUCUCAUACAGUGUAGUUUAUACAUUUACAAAACUAAUAUUAGGAUGGCACAUAAAGGAAUAGAUCGUUUGUUAAAGAGAAUGAAGGAAGGGAGAGUAGAUUUUAAUAUACUAUUCAUACCCACUGCUGUAGCCAAAACCAUCUGCCCAGUGGGCACAGGUUCUUCAGGAUCUCAAAGAACUAUUUUUAAAGCCAAUAUGGCUAAUGAAGUACAUAAAAAGAAUCACAUGAAUUGUACUGCUAGAACAAAAAGCAAUAUAUUACUAUCACAAAAUUUUAGAAGACGUAGAAUGCCACAUUCAAAAUGUUUCAGACAUUGUGUUUUCAUUUUGUUUUCGCGUCAGGGAGCUGUUCAAAAAAUUGGCAAAGAAAAGAUAGAUGACCUUAUUACUGAAGCUGGAGAAGCCCAAGCUUUUCUGGAACUCGAACCAAGGACAACAAUACAGUUUGUUGAAUAUCUUACUUUCCUUGACUCAGCUCAGCAUAAGGUUGAUAUGAUGGAAACUCAGAUGGAUUAUUGUAAGGAGCUCUAUGACAUUAUUGAUGAAUUCCAGAUACCAUGUGCACCAGAAGAUCAAGUAAAUUACUUGGGCUUCAGUGUAACUUUAUCAGCACUUCGUAGUGUGGUAGAUGGAAAGCUAACUGAAUAUCCAAAAAUAUUGAGCAAGUUUGAUGACCAGAUAAACAGAGACAUCAGUUCAUUAUUCUCUGAUGUUGGAGAUGUGAAGGAUGAGGUUACGCAACCGUGGUUGAUUGAUGUGAAUUCAAACCCAGAAGAAGUUAAGCUGACACUGAAUAUGCUCAGUGAGCAACUGGCAGAAUUCCAGAAAAAGGCAGCUGAAUACAGAGGAUACCAGAGACAAUUCAAACUGGAAAUAACAAAAUUUGAACUUUUAGAUGAAGUCCUUAAUGAUGUCAAAUUACGUCAACUUCUGUGGGAGAGUGUUGAGAAAUGGGACAAGUUAAUACAAGAGUGGUAUGAAGCUGAUUUCAGCACAUUGGAUCCAGAGGAAAUGAAUGUGACAACAAUGCGCUUUAUUAAGAACAUUCUGCAACUGGAAAAAGGAUUACCAGAAAAUUUGAUCCUUCCUCAGCUGAAAUAUAAUGUGGAACUAAUGAAAGAUAAGAUGGCAGUGGUCACAUAUUUACGUAAUCCAUCAUUAAAACCACGUCAUUGGCUCCAAAUAGAAGGUGUACUGAAGUAUAAAUUUCCUACAGAAGAGCCUAUUACAUUGCGUUUGUUGGAAUGUAUAGGAGUUUUCACAUUUCCAGAUGAACUUCAAGAAAUUUCAGGGCAGGCAAGCUCUGAAUCUGGAUUGGAAUCUUUGCUACAGAAAGUCGAAGAUGCAUGGAAAACAAUUGAAUUUGUUGUCUUGCCUCACAGGGAUAGCAAGGAUGUGUUCAUUCUUGGAGGGCUUGAAGAAAUACAGCAAGUUUUAGAUGAUAGUAAUAUUAAUAUGAGCACAAUAACAAGUUCACGUCAUGUGGGGCCUAUCAAGCCAAGAGUGGAUGAGUGGGCCAGUCAGCUUCAGUUGUUUAGUAAUACUUUGGAUGCAUGGAUGCUAUGCCAACAAGGAUGGAUGUAUUUAGAGUCUAUUUUUUCUGCUCCAGAUAUACAAAGGCAAUUGCCUCAAGAAGACAAAAUGUUUAAUAUUGUUGAUAAAUCAUUUAAGGAUAUAAUGAGAAGGACUGCAGAGAAUCCACUGGCUAUGCAAGCAUGCACAGCUCCAGGCUUACUGGAGACAUUCAAUAGAAAUAAUGUCCUACUUGAUCAAAUUAUGAAAUGUUUGGAGGCUUAUCUGGAAACUAAACGUGUUGCAUUUCCACGAUUUUAUUUCCUUUCCAAUGAUGAACUUCUAGAAAUUUUGGCACAGACGAGAAACCCAUUUGCAGUACAGCCACAUUUAAGGAAAUGUUUUGAUGCUAUUGCAAAACUGGAAUUUGGUGUACACGAGAAGGAGGGAGAAUCUGGUGAAACAGCCGCAACAGUAAUGACUACUGACAUUGUAGCAAUGAUAUCACCAGAAGGAGAGAGAGUAGCUCUUGGACAGGGUUUAUAUGCAAGAGGAAAUGUUGAAGAUUGGUUAGGGAAAGUUGAAGAAUACAUGUUCCUCACUCUUAGAAAGCGAAUGAAAUUUGCUAUUGGUGACCACAACAAUAAUGAAAGAGAAGUUUGGGUGGUUUCCCAUCCAGCACAGAUUAUAUUGACUGUAUCUCUUAUAAUAUGGUGCGAGAAUGUACAUCUCGUAUUUAUGCCAGACAAGAAUAUUAAGCAAGCCCUGUCUGCAUUUGAAAAGAAAUGUUUUCAGGAUUUGAACAGUCUUGCAGCAAUGGUGAGAGGUGACUUAAGUAAACUAAAUCGAAUGAUAAUCUGUUCACUUAUUACAAUAGAUGUUCAUGCAAGAGACAUCAUUACUUCACUAGUGAAACUGAAUGUACAAAACAGCUCUCACUUUGAAUGGUUGAAGCAGCUUCGUUAUUACUGGGAGGAAGAUAUAGACAACUGUGUUGCACGAAUGUCAAGUGCAUGCUAUGUUUAUGGAUACGAGUACCUGGGAGCAUCUCCGCGCUUGGUGAUAACACCUCUUACUGAUAAAUGUUACCUUUGCCUGAUGGGUGCUUUGCAACUAGACUUAGGUGGAGCUCCUGCAGGACCAGCAGGUACAGGGAAAACAGAGACUACAAAAGAUCUUGCUAAGUCAUUGGCUAUACAGUGCGUAGUGUUCAACUGCUCAGAAGGUCUGGAUUAUAAGAUGAUGGGUCGGUUUUUCUCUGGUUUGGCACAGUCUGGUGCAUGGUGCUGCUUUGAUGAAUUCAAUCGAAUUGACAUUGAAGUAUUGUCAGUUAUUGCACAGCAACUAAUUACGAUAAGAAAUGCCAAGGCUGCAAAACUCGCCAGAUUUGUAUUUGAAGGAAGGGAGAUUAAGCUUAUACAAACUUGUGCUGCUUUUAUUACAAUGAACCCAGGAUAUGCUGGCAGGACAGAGUUACCAGACAACUUAAAAGCACUUUUCCGGCCAAUAUCCAUGAUGGUUCCUGACUAUGCUCUUAUUGCAGAAGUAAUCCUUUAUUCUGAAGGUUUUGAGUCAUCCAAGAAUCUUGCAAACAAGAUGGUGCAAAUGUAUAAACUAUGCAGUGAACAACUAUCUCAGCAGGAUCACUAUGACUUUGGGAUGAGGGCUGUAAAAAGUGUGCUGGUUAUGGCUGGUUCUCUGAAGAGGGAGAAUCCUGACAAGAGUGAAGAUGUUGUACUUAUUAGAGCAUUGAGAGACAGUAAUCUUCCAAAAUUCCUCACUGAUGAUGCUACAUUAUUUCAGGGUAUUUUAGGUGAUCUGUUCCCUGGUGUUGAGAUCCCAGAGCAGGAUUAUGGAGUCUUACAAGCUGCUAUAAUAACAGUCAUGGAAGAGAAUGAUUUGCAGCCAGAAUCAUGUAUGAUUGCAAAGGUGAUACAGUUCCACGAGACAAUGAUUGUUCGACAUGGUGUUAUGCUUGUUGGCCCUACAGGUGGUGGAAAGACAACUGUUAUAAAUGUACUGAAAGAUACCCUCACUAGACUACAUGCUGAUGGUGUACCAGGGCCUGUUUAUCGGCCUGUAAUAACAUAUGUAUUAAAUCCCAAAUCUGUAACUUUAGGAGAGCUUUAUGGUGAAGUGAAUUUACUAACAAUGGAAUGGAGAGAUGGCCUCUUAGGAAUCAUGGUUCGCACUGCUGUUCAGUGUGAAGAUGAAAUACAUCAGUGGGUAAUCUGUGAUGGUCCAGUAGAUGCAGUCUGGAUUGAGAAUAUGAAUACUGUCCUAGAUGACAACAAAAUGUUAUGUUUGGCAAACUCAGAACGUAUAAAACUCACACCUUGGGUCCACAUGGUCUUCGAGGUGCAAGAUUUAGCACAGGCCUCCCCUGCUACAGUCAGUCGCUGUGGGAUGGUCUAUAUAGAUCCUGAAGAAUUGCAGUAUAUGCCAUAUGUAAACACUUGGCUGAAGAAUCUUGGUGCACCAAUGCCACCUGAGCUUAAAGAUUAUGUCAGGCAGUUGUAUGAAGGUUAUGUUGACAAAGGACUGACCUUUGUUAAGAAAAACUGCAACCAUGCAAUAGCACAGGUGGAUAUCAGCAAAGCUACUAUGCUUUGUGGGCUGAUGGAGAGUCUAAUUAUGUCACCUGGAAGUAUUGAUAAAACGUCUGAUGCUUCUCGAAUAAAAAAUUUCCUCUGCCAGGCCUAUGUGUUUUCAUAUCUUUGGUCCCUUGGUGGCAACCUCACUGAUGCAUCCCAAGAAAAAUUUGAAAUCUUCGUGAAGGAGCAGUUUGAUGACCAUCCAGAUGCACGUUUGCCAGCUGCGGAUGAUCUGUGGAGUGUGUAUGUAAACAUUCCACAAAAAAGAAUGAGCCUUUGGAGCAGCAUAGUGCCGGCUUUUCAAUUUGAUCGGGAAAUGCCUUUUUUUGAAAUGUUAGUACCAACUACUGAUACUGUCCGUUUUGGUUAUGUAACUGAGAGGUUACUUUCUGUCAAGAGGCAUGUCUUACUCACAGGAGACACAGGUGUUGGGAAAUCUGUCAUUGCUAAAGAGGUUCUGAACAAAUUGUUAGCACAAGGAGAUCAUAUUACUGUGGCACUGAAUUUUUCUGCCCAGACAAGCAGUGGCCGCACACAAGAAAUAUUUGAAGCUAAGUUGGAGCGAAGAAAAAAAACUGUGCUGGGCCCUCCACUUGGCAAAAAACUUGUUUUCUUUGUGGAUGAUGUCAACAUGCCAAAGCUGGACACCUAUGGUGCCCAGCCUCCAAUUGAAUUAUUAAGACAAUAUCUUGACUUUGGUGGGCUGUAUGACAGAGAGAAAUUGUUCUGGAAAGAAAUUCAAGAUGUUGUUAUUAUAGCGGCAUGUGCACCGCCUGGAGGUGGAAGGAAUCCAUUGACUCCUCGAUUUGUGCGCCAUUUUUCUAUGCUGUUUAUUCCUUCACCUUCUGAGUUCACACUGAAAAAUAUUUUCAAGGUAAUACUGCGUGGCUUUCUUAGUGAUUUCACAAACCCAGUGAAAGACUUAGGAGAUAUUAUUGUUAAUUCAGCAGUGGAAAUAUAUAAUCGAAUAUCAGAAGACCUCCUGCCCACACCUGCAAAAUCCCACUAUGUCUUCAAUCUACGCGAUUUAUCAAAGUGUAUACAAGGUGUACUGCAAGCAGAUGCUGGCACUGUGAGGGAAGCUAUUCAGAUGAUGAGGUUGUUCUAUCAUGAAUGCCUGCGAGUUUUUCAUGACCGUUUAAUAAAUAUUGAAGAUAAAAGCUACUUUUAUAAAUUAAUGUAUGAGGUAUGCAAUCGCACCUAUGGAGAUCCUGUCAUUCAGUUGCCUGAAGAGGAAAUAAUUCUUCACCCACCUGUUCUUCUCUUUGGCGAUUUCAUGGUUAUGGGAGCAUCUAAAGAGGACAAAGUAUAUGAAGAAAUAACAGACAUUGAGAAGUUCAAGAAAGUAGCUCAGGACUAUUUAGAAGACUACAACUUAACGACACCCAAAGAAAUGAAACUUAUAUUUUUUAUGGAUGCUCUGGAACACAUAACUCGUCUGGCACGAAUUUUAAGAGCAGAGAGAGGAAAUGGACUGCUGGUGGGUGUAGGAGGAAUGGGUAAGCAAAGCUUGACCCGACUUGCAGCGCAUCUCUGUGGAUACAAGUGUUUUCAGAUUGAGCUGACACGUAACUAUGAUCACGCAUCAUUCCAUGAUGAUCUUCGUUUAUUAUAUUUUAAUGCAGGUGCAUUAAAUCAGGACACAGCCUUUCUCUUUACAGAUUCACAGAUUGUGUCAGAGGAAUUUCUGGAAGAUAUCAACAACAUUUUGAACUCAGGUGAAGUGCCUAACCUUUUUGAAUCUGAUGAGUAUGAAAAAGUUAUCAUUGCAUCAAGAAAUGAUGCAAAGGAGGCAGGUAUUGAUGAAGGAAACAGAGAUGGAAUAUUUGAGUUUUUUAUAAGCAGAGUUAGAAGCAGGCUCCAUUUAGUUUUAUGUAUGAGUCCUGUGGGAGAUGCCUUUAGGCGAAGGUGCCGUAUGUUUCCCUCUUUGGUUAACUGUUGCACAAUUGACUGGUUUGUGGAAUGGCCUCAAGAAGCGCUGUUGUCAGUAGCAAGCACAACACUUGCAGAAGUUGGUAGUGAGGAACUAAUUGAAAAGCUCUCUACAAUGUGUGUCACAAUUCAUGAGAGUGUGGCACAAAUGACUAUACGUUUCUACAACGAAAUGCGGCGGUAUUAUUACACAACUCCAAGUAGCUACUUGGAACUCUUGAAGCUGUACUUGACUAUGCUGCAGAAUAAGACAGACCAGUUACAAAAGAAACAUGACCGUAUUGCUAAUGGCCUACGGAAACUGUAUGAAACAAAUGAAUUAAUCGAUAGAAUGAAGAUUGAAUUGACUGCAAUGGAACCAGAACUGAAGCAGAAAUCAAUAGACGCAGUUGAACUUAUGAAGCAUUUAGUAAAAGAGCAGGCUCAAGCAGAUAAAGUGAGGAAGAUUGUGGUGGCAGAUGAAGCAGUCGUAAAGGUAAAAGCUCAGGAAACUCAGCAGCUAGCAGAUGAAGCACAACGUGAUCUAGAUGCAGCACUGCCAGCAAUGGAAGCAGCUAUGAAGGCUCUGGAAUCACUCAAUAAGAAUGAUAUCAAUGAACUUCGUGUGUUUACUAAGCCACCACAACUAGUCAAAUUUGUUAUGGAAUCUGUAUGUCUUCUUAUGGGUGUGAAAACUGACUGGGCUUCAGCAAAAACCCUGCUUGGAGACACUAACUUCCUGAAGAGGCUUCAAGACUAUGAAAAGGACAAUAUAACAGACAACAUGUUGAAGAAACUGAAACAGUAUGUGGAUCAUCCAGACUUCACCCCUGAGACUGUCGCAGGUGUAUCAAAAGUGUGUAAAUCGAUAUGCAUGUGGGUACGAGCAAUUGAUUGUUAUGCCAAAGCAUAUCGUGUUGUACAGCCAAAGAAAGCAAAGCUGGCAGCAGCAGAACAGGAACUCAAUCAAAUAAUGUCAGUACUGCGUGAGAAACAGCAAGCGUUGGCAGCAGUAGAGAAACAGAUUGCAGACCUAGAAGCAACAUAUGACAGAAGUGUCAAUGAGAAAGCAGAGCUUGAACGAAUGAUGGAACUCACUGCUAACCGUCUGGUUCGUGCUGGCCACCUAACAACUGCUCUUGGAGAUGAGCAGCUGCGAUGGGAGAAAUCUGUUAAGGAUUUAAAAGAAGCACUGAUAACAGUUGUGGGAGAUGUUCUGGUGGCUGCUGCAUGUGUUGCUUACCUUGGGGCAUUUACAAACAAUUAUCGUGUAGAGCUAGUUCAAAAGUGGGUCGAACAUAUCAUGGCUUUGGAGAUUCCUGCAUCUGAGGUUUUCAGUUUAAUCAGUGUUCUGGCAGAUCCAUUUGAAAUAAGACAGUGGAAUGUUUAUGGAUUGCCACGUGAUAAUGUCUCAACAGAAAAUGCAAUAAUGGUCACUAAAGGCAGUAGAUGGCCUCUGAUGAUUGAUCCUCAAGAACAGGCAAGCAGAUGGAUAAGACAAAUGGAAAGUGAAAAUCAAAUAAAAAUUGUGAAACUGACAGAUGCAGGAUUUAUGCGGUCACUUGAAGGUGCUGUUCGAGUUGGUAUGCCUGUAUUACUUGAAGAAUUAGGGGAAACAUUGGAUCCCACUCUUGGACCAAUACUUUUACGCCAGACAUUUGUCCAGGGUGGAAGACUUCUCAUCCAUCUUGGUGAUUCAGAUGUUGAAUAUGAUCCUAAUUUCCGUUUUUAUAUGACAACCAAGCUCUCCAAUCCUCACUACCUUCCUGAAGUGUGCAUACAAGUGACAAUUGUUAAUUUCACUGUUACUCGUUCAGGACUAGAAGAUCAGCUUUUGAGUGAUGUUGUCCGUCUGGAGAGACCUGAUCUGGAGAAACAACGAAAUGAGCUAAUAACUAGGAUUAAUAAUGACAAAACACAACUGCAGAAUAUUGAGGAUAAAAUAUUAAGAAUGUUGUUUACAUCUGAGGGUAACAUUCUUGAUGAUGAGGAGCUAAUUGAAACACUUAAUAAAAGCAAGGAAACUUCUGGAACCAUUGCAGCCAGACUUGUUGAGGCAGAAGCAACUGAACAAAAAAUUUCUGUUGCUAGAGAGAAAUACAGAACUGUGGCUGCUCGUGGUUCUGUUUUAUAUUUUGUUGUUGCACAGUUGGCAGAAAUUGAUCCCAUGUAUCAGUACUCACUACGAUAUUUUAAUCAGGUCUUCAACACAGUGAUUGAAACAAGUGAAAAAUCAGAUAUACUGGAUGUCAGAUUAAUGACACUUCUUGCUGCAAUUACACUUGCAGUGUAUACAAAUGUUUCACGUGGUUUAUUUGAACGACACAAGUUGGUGUUCAGUUUUCUGCUAUGUAUAAAUAUAUUAAAACAUGCUGGUGAGAUAACAGAAGCUCAGUGGGGAUUUCUUUUAAGAGGACCAAUGUCUGCAAAAAAGGACCUUCCAAAGAAGCCUGAUAUCCCGACUCUCUCAGAUGCUAUGUGGAUGGCUGUCAACUUCUUGGAUGAUGCAUUUCCUAGUUUCAAGGGCAUCACAAAUGAUGCGCUAAAAGCCAUACCAGUAAUGAUUGGAACUUUUAAACAGGUAAUAAAUCUUACCAAUGAUUCAGCAGCACCCAUUGUCGAAAGCUGGGAUCAAACUCUUAGCAUGUUUGAGAAGCUAAUGCUUCUAAAAGCACUGAAAGAAGAAAAGCUUGUUUUUGCUAUUACUGCCUUUGUGAGAGAAAAGCAAGGCCAAAGUUUUAUUGAAAGUCCACAAGUCAGUUUACAUGUUCUCUACAAGGAUACCUCAAAUGUUGUGCCUCUCAUAUUUGUUUUGAGCACUGGAUCUGACCCUUUUGGAGCAUUUCAAAGGUUUGCUACAGAGAAAGGAUUCAGAGACAGAAUACUGUCUAUUUCAUUGGGGCAAGGUCAAGGUCCAGUUGCUGAAAAACUUAUUGGUACUGGCACAGCAAACGGAGACUGGGUCUUUUUGCAGAACUGUCACCUUGCAACUUCAUGGAUGUUAUCUAUGGAAAAAAUCAUCAUUGGUUUCUCAGAGAAUCCAGAACAAGUUAAUCCUGAUUUCCGCUUAUUUCUCAGCUCAAUGCCAUCAAAAUCUUUUCCUGUGUCUGUUCUGCAGAACUCUGUAAAGGUUACAAAUGAACCACCAAAAGGUCUUCGUGCAAAUAUAAAAAGGGCAUUCCUUGAACUUACAGAGGAUUUCUUUGAAGAUCACCCACUUGGUCCAGACUGGAGAAAAAUGAUAUUUGGCAUUUGUUUCUUCCAUGGAGUAAUUCAAGAACGUAAGAAGUUUGGUCCACUUGGCUGGAAUAUUACAUAUGAAUUCAAUGACAGUGACAGAGAGUGUGCAUUAAAUACAAUGAAGAUGUUCUGUGCUGAAAACUCAAUUCCUUGGGAUGCUCUUGAAUAUAUAACUGGGGAAAUAACAUACGGAGGCCGUGUUACUGAUUCAUGGGACCUGAGAUGUCUCAAAACAAUACUGAAAGGAUUUUUCUCACCAAAAAUUUUAAAGUCAGGAUAUAUUUAUUCCGCUUCUGGUGUCUACUAUUGCCCUGAAUCGGAAGAUUUUUCGACACUGGAGCAGUACAGAAACUUUAUAGACCAACUUCCAAUUAUAGAGGAACCAGAGAUUUUUGGAAUGCACGAAAAUGCAAAUAUAGCUUUUCAGGUAAAUGAAACACAGACAGUCAUUCUUACAAUUCUUGAUGUCCAACCUCGAGAAUCAAGUGGAGCAGAAGGAAAAUCCAGCGAUGAAAUAAUAUUUGAACUUGCAGAUGCCAUAAGAGGACAAAUCCGGAAGAAGUUGGAUCCAGAUGAAAUUCACCCAUCUCUUCUUGUACGUGAUGAAAAAGGACGAUUGCCUUCUCUAACAACUGUUUUACUGCAAGAGACUGACCGAUUUAAUAAGCUGUGCCAUACCCUGCAUUCUUCACUUGACAAUCUUCAGAAAGCCAUUAAGGGCUUGGUGGUGAUGUCAGAAGCCCUAGAAGAGAUGUUUAUCUCCUGCAUGAAUAACCAGGUGCCAAAAAUGUGGGCAACAGUGGGAUACUUAUCUCUUAAGUCACUUGGAAGCUGGAUACGUGAUCUUGAAACAAGACUUGACUUCAUACAGACAUGGUUAACAAGUGGACAGCCUAUCUCAUUCUGGAUAUCUGGCUUCUUUUUCCCACAAGGUUUUCUGACAGGUACUUUACAGACACAUGCACGAAAAUAUGAACUGCCUAUUGAUCAACUGAAAUUUGAGUUCACAGUACAAAAGGUGGUACUAGAUCAGGAACUGCUGAAGGCAGCACACUAUCAAGCAGAAGGAAAAGAGGUUCCAGAAAUGUAUGAAGGACUAAAAAGACCAAGUGAUGGAGUCCUCGUGCAUGGAAUAUUUCUAGAUGCUUCAAGAUGGGAUCUUCAGACAAUGACACUAUGUGAUCCAAAUCCUGGCGAAAUGAAUCCUCCUCUUCCUGUGACCUUACUGACGCCCGUAACUGCACUUACUUACAAAGGAAUAAGAUAUGUCGCACCACUGUAUAAAACAUCUGAACGUGCUGGGGUGCUUUCAACUACGGGUCACAGUACCAAUUUCGUCAUUGCUUUUUAUCUACCUUCAAAGCAAGAAGAAAGUUACUGGAUUUUGAAAGGUGCAGCUCUGUUAACGCAAAUAACGGACUGAAUAUGCAUACUAG